Molecule: messenger RNA, 3406 nt
Organism: Monascus purpureus
Lineage: Eukaryota; Fungi; Ascomycota; Eurotiomycetes; Eurotiales; Aspergillaceae
Source: the annotation of a GenBank genome assembly
UUUUUGUGUAUAUUAAUGCUAUGCACUGAUUAGCAUAGCUCUUCCCAGAACAAUGGGCUCCCCCAAGGACCAAUGGGGAGUCUUCCUCCACCAAUGUCUAAAGCGUCGCAUAGAUGUGCUCGAGUUCAGAGACCUCUCGAAGAUCCUGCUAUCUCGAUGUCCCGUGUCUGAAUUAGCACUGCUCGAUUUACUAUUAGAAUCCCCGACAAGAACACAUUUGAAAUGGGACCCUCUACUACCCCUUUACAUAGAUUGUCUGCGCAAGCUGGGCAAGUUAAAGGCCUCUACUGUUUUGGUGUCCCUUUUGGAACAUUCCUCCGUUCUAGAUAAGGUUCCCGCUCAGAAAUUGUCACCUUUGCAAGAUGAGUCUUCGGAGAAGGGGAAAGGGAAACCACCACAGCAGCAAUCGAAGCCUAGGGGGGGGAAUGGCUACUCGACCUUUAUGCGGGAUAUCAGGGUUAUUCAGGACAUUAUGCUAUCCGUCUCGACUGGUCAUAUCCCUGCAACGUCUGCAGAGGCCGUUGGUAUCUUCUUUGCAAUCGCUGAGUGGAUCUUGGCUGUUGUCGCCUGGAAUCAUGGUACUGUGGAUGACGAGCAGCAGACUGGUGGGUUUAUGAGUUCUGCGGAUGCGAUAUCAUUGUUUGAGUCUCUGGGAAUUCUUCUUGCUGCCCUGUCUGGAAGCAGGAAGGGGUUGGAGGUUCUAUCUGUUCAUAAUCAUGAAGCUCUCAAGGUCAAGCUCGGUCAGGCACUCUCUGCUUAUUUACCCCUUUGUGCUGGGUUAUCCUUGCCACUUCGCAACAGGUUGGAUAUUCUGCAGAAGGAUUUUCAUCUUUACGAGGGUUCAAGGGACCCAGCUGCUAAGGCUUUGGAGGAUUCUAUGAUGGAUGGUGUCAAUGUGAAUGCUCUUCAAUUUGAAGCGUCCGUUAUGGAUGAACCUGUUAUAAACUCCAGAGCUGGUCUCUAUAUAUACGUAAAUGCGAUGCUCGUGGGACGCCCAUUAGUCGACGACAAUCUGCUCGUUAAUUAUUUAAACAAUCGAUAUGGAGGACAAUACGAAGUUCUCGUCGAAGAGAUCAUCACAGCCACAUUUGACGUCCUUUCAAACGCGAUGUAUCGAAACGAAUCUAGCCGGCUGAUGUUCCUGUUCCGCUCAUUCCUAGUAAACAAACUCCCUACUUUCUUUGCGGCCAUGACUGCAGCGUCAAUGAUACCUAUCCCAAUGGAGUUAUGUAUCAGUCGAGCUCUUAACCGGCUAGAUCCAAAUACGUUUCCUUCAUUCUCUCAGAUGUUUGCCAUGCAAGGCAACACGGUCCUGUCGGACGUAAGGCAGGAAUUUUUGUUUUCUUGCGCUUCUCAUAGACUCAUACCCGAGUCGAGCAUCGAGCGUCUUCUAGGAGAAAAUCCCAUGCAGACUCUGCCCAUGGGCGGCCCAUAUUUGAAGGAUGAUCUCGUAUCACAGAUUAAUGUCAGCCCUGACCGUACGGAGCAAUUGAUCAAUGAUCUCGAAUCCAUGGAAGGCAAUGCUGGCGCGAUAGUCGGUGCAAUUACUGAGGUCAUGCAUAACCUUUGUAACCAGAAAGAAACAGUAACACUAAAAGGCAUCUGCAAUUCAUUGUCACGCCGGCCACUGGCUCUGGAUGUUAUCCUGCUUUUCCGAAGCCCUAAGCAGGUUCUGCAGCCUCUUUGCUCCCUGAUCGAUACAUGGCAUUGGGAUGAAGAAGACCAAGGCGAAAACCAACCAGUCUACGAUGAAUUCGGAAGUGUUUUGUUACUUGUCCUUGUUUUCAAGUAUCGGUAUGACUUAAGUCCUUACGACCUUGGAAUCACUGGAACAGAUUCGUUUAUUUUGAAAUUACUGGAUCGCGGGUCGUAUAGCCAGAAACUCGAGGAACUGAGUGAAAAGCAGAAUGGAAAUCUCGGUGCCUGGAUUGGGGCUCUGUUUAUUGCCGAAGGAAUCAGUGAGGAAACCAUGUCGGCCUGUAGCCCUCAGGAGUUUUAUCUUCUCGUCUCUACCUUGUUCAGUCAGAGUCUAGGGGCAUGUGAAGCUGGGAAGUUGGAAUUUGAGACAUUAAAAGGGGGAUUCGAAUAUCUCCUUGAACCCUUCCUUCUUCCGUCUCUGAUAAUCGCUCUGGCCUGGCUAGGAAACCAUAUCUGGGAAUCAGAGAGCUACCCUACGAUCCCGCUGAGAACGCUUUAUUCACUGGUCAAACCCAACUCAAUAUCCGGCGAUGCGCAGGCCAUCCACAGCACAGUCUUGAAUAUCGUCUCGCGCACCUUGCAGGAGCAACUGAAGGACGUGCGGAACCGCCACCCGAGCGGUCCAGAUAUCAAGCCCCUCUUGGACACACUUGAGCCCUACCAUUCAUUCCAUCGUACGGGUAGCUGCCACCAUUCCGAGCUCGAGAAUUGGACGGGCCACCCUGGAGGCGGCGGUCUCUUAGGCAGCAUCCGCAGCACCUUCCAAUCCCUCGUUCUCUGGAGCACGAACCCAGAGAUCAGCAUGGCACCGCACUCGUACACGCAUCGACAAAUCCUAGCAGGCAUCCGAAUUCUGGGCUCGUGUCGGGUCCUCUCAGAACUCAUCGAAGAGCUAAAGUUGCAAACCGAAGCCGGAUCAGGACCUCUUGCCCUCGACCUGGCGGCGACGCUGGUCUGUUCUCCACUAGGCGAGUCCUUCGCAGUGGACCAAUACAACUACCACAAGCAGCACCAGCAACAAGGAGGUCGGCAACAACAUAUCCCCGAAUCCGCAAAGGAGAUCCUCCCCCGCUGCCCCAUCCUAACCCUCCGAGACGCACUGAUCCUGGAACACGAAAACGUGCCGCGGAUCUCCGAGAAAGAACCAUUACGCGCACAAGUGAUCGUCCGGCUACACCGGCGGGUGAACGCUCUCCUCGCACCACCAUCGCCACAAGUCCCGAAUCUAGAUCUCGAUAAUAUCAACAUCAUUCAAGAAAUGCAACUGGAUGGCCACGCAGAGAACAACACACAGUUGCAACAACACGGCCAUCCUUCAUCUCAUCUCGACCAGUCCGGUCUCGGAAACGGACAAGGAGCAGCAGACGAUGACAACGACCCGGAGAAUAUAAGCCGGAUGCUCAAUGAUGCCGCUGCAGCCGCGGCUGCGGGGAUGGAUAUAGAUGGCACGGUGCACCAUGGUUUGGGACUGGGAGGGGAGGGUGGCGCCACUGGUGGUGGUGAUGCUGCUGGGACGGGGUUGGACACGAGUAUUGAUGAUGUGUUGAAUGCGGCUGAUAUGGCGGUUGGGAAUCCGGAGUUUUUGGAUUUGGAUAUGGAGGGGAUGUUUUAGUCUGUAGUUUACUGUUAUACUAACAUUGUUAUAUAUCUCUGGGAGUACUAGCAGUGAGAGUAGAAACUAAUUCGAGACACUGAGAAGUAGAAAAGA